AUGUCAGAAAUUGAUGUAGGGGAUGAGAAUCAAGCUAAAGUGACCUGCAGCACCUCCUGCAGUUUGCACUCUGAACUUCAGUAUGUCUGGUACAAGACUGGACAGACUCUACAAGACAGAACCACAGCCUCCAUACUAGUCUAUGAAGUGGCCAGUUACUCCUGUGCAGUGAGUGGUCAUGAAGCUCUACGCUCCCCUGCAAAGUGUGUUCCAGAUAAACAGUGCUGGGGUGUGACCUACUCCUAUGAGAAUAGCUGUGUAUUAUUGGGCUCAGCGGUAGACAUUCCCUGCACUUACUUACAUCCAAAAGAUGACAGCAUCAACAACACAUUUUGGUUUAAUAAACAAAAAUCGAACAAUCCCCCAGAAGAUCUCAAUUUGGCUGACGAGUACAAAAAUCAUGUGGAAUAUCUUGGAAACAACAAGAGCAGUUGUACUCUGAGACUGAAAGACAUCAGAGUCAGUCACUCUGGAGAAUAUGCCUUCAGGUUUACAACCACGGAAGGAGAAAGUUACUCUGGAUUACCUGGAGUCAACAUCUCUGUAACAGCUCUGCAGGUGUUGACCCAUCCUGAAGCUGUGACAGAGGGCGAGAGAGUGACCCUCACCUGUGAUACCACCUGUGCUCUGAGUAAAGACCUCACCUUUAUCUGGUACAAGAAUGGACAGCCUGUGACCUAUAAACACACAACCAGAGACAACAAGCUGCAUCUAAACCCAGUCAGCAGUGAGGAUGCAGGCAGUUACUCCUGUGCUGUAAAAGGACAUGAGAGUCUCUCCUCAAAUGAUGUCUCACUUAACGUGAGAUACAGGCCAACACAUGUCUCAGUUUCCAUCAGUCCCUCUGAUGGAAUAAAGGAGGGGACUUCAGUGACUCUGACCUGCAGCAGUGAUGCCAACCCACCAGUGCACACCUACACCUGGUAUAUGAAGAGUGGAGCUGAAUCUCUUGUUAGGGGCACAGGGGAGAGCAUCAGCUUCAAUGUGACCUCUAAUACCAGUGGACUUUACUACUGUGAGGCACAGAAUGAACUUGGCUCUCAGAACUCUACUGAUGCUGCAGUUCCUCCCAAAGAGGUAGCUGCCAUGAUCCUGACAGCUACAAUCACCACAUUAAUCAUUCUCGCUGUCCUGCUGAUGCUUGGAAUUCUGCGCUUGAGCAGCAAGAAGAAAGCUAAAAUGACUGCAGAUACAAGGACCACAAAUGCAAACACACAGAGUGACGCUGGUCUUGUGUACAGCACCGUCACAGUAAGAGCCACGACCUCUGACCCCACACAGAGAGUGACCACACAUGAUCAAGACGACGUUCAGUAUGCCAACGUUCAGAUCAAUCCCUCCAAAAGACAGGAAGUGCCUCUGUACUCCACUGUCCAGAUGCCUCAAUCCUCUGCACAGGAUGUUGCCAACGCUUCAGUCCAGUUCCACAGAAGGAGUGCUGCCACCAGAGCUGAGGAUGACAGUGUGACCUACAGUACAGUCCACAAACAAUGACAGGCCUGGAAACACCUGACCAGAAAGACCCUCAGGCCAUCUCAGUUCAUACAAAAAAUAUUGUUCUGGUUUACUCUUGGUGUUAAACUAUUUGGAACCACUUUCUGUAUUUGGUUAAACAAUUGGUCACUGCCAUCUAGCUACAUAGAACUACAGUUUGUCUUUGCAAUCAUAUCCAGAUUAGCUUAAAAUGUUCCAUAUAGAUAAAUAAUAACUUUACAUAAUAUUAUACAGAUAUUACAUAUACUUG
This is a messenger RNA of Alosa alosa (allis shad), 1744 nucleotides long. RefSeq names its product B-cell receptor CD22-like. The record is from RefSeq and is a predicted model, not a curated record. Bases 1 to 1494 code for a protein of 497 amino acids. Lineage: Eukaryota; Metazoa; Chordata; Actinopteri; Clupeiformes; Clupeidae. The transcript is spliced from 9 exons.